AUGGCGUUGAGCUACUACAAUUCCAACUCCAACUCCAACUGGGACUCCUUUGCGCCGGCGGAAUUAGGCAUUGCUGAGCAGCUCUUCAACCCCGACGACUUCUUGGUGGACCCCAUCGACGCCUUCUGCAACUCUCUCCUCUCCGACGACUUACCUUUCGCCGAUGAUGGAAUUCCCUUCGAUUUCGAUCAUCUCAACUCCAACAACUACUUCCAAGAAUAUACCAAUGAGCCCUUUCCCCAUUUCCCCAAACGCCAAAAGCUCUGCGAUUCUCAACCAUUCUACCAACAUUACUCCAUCCCGGAAUUUGUGCUUCCUCCGCCGCCGCCGCCGCCGUUGCCAGCAUUUCCGGCGGCGGGCUUCACCAUGGGGAGCUGCGAGGGCGUGAGGGUGAAAGAGGAGAGCUUGUCCGCGCAGAGCGUCGCGGCGAGGCAGAGGCGGAGGAGGAUCACGGCGAAGACGCAGGAGCUCGGGAAGCUGGUCCCCGGCGGCCAGAAGAUGAACACGGCGGAGAUGCUUCAAUCCGCCUACAAAUACAUCAAAUUCUUGCAGGCCCAAGUUGGACUACUUGAAUUCCUCAAGGUCAACGAAGAAGAAGAAGCAUCAGUUGAAGGUGAAGAAGAAGUGUUCCAGAAUCUUCUAGAAUCUCCGUUGAUUCAAGAGAAGCUCUACUCCACUGAGCAUUGCUUGAUUCCACAGAAGCUGUUGGAAAAGCAUCCAAUCGACAUUUGAUGGAAAAGGGAUCAUUGAUUUUAGCAAGCGGUUAUGAUUAACCGUUUUUCAUUUCUAAUUGUUUUAGAUUAGGCUAAUCUUGAUUAAUGCUGUUUUUGUUUUAAGGCAACAUCUUCUUGCCUUCUGUUGAUUAAUUGCUUACAAAUUAGGAUGUUAGGCUAAUUAGGCUCUUUACUU
Molecule: messenger RNA, 909 nt
Organism: Salvia hispanica
Lineage: Eukaryota; Viridiplantae; Streptophyta; Magnoliopsida; Lamiales; Lamiaceae
Source: RefSeq, a predicted model, not a curated record